Molecule: messenger RNA, 1004 nt
Organism: Eucalyptus grandis
Lineage: Eukaryota; Viridiplantae; Streptophyta; Magnoliopsida; Myrtales; Myrtaceae
Exons: 2
Coding region: 328-852 (174 amino acids)
Source: RefSeq, a predicted model, not a curated record
CUCGCAGCCGGGUUUUGCCUUGUUCUCAUGGAUUGGUCGUUCUAGAAUUCGAGGGAGGAUUCGAGCAAAAGCAAAUCUGAGAAGCUUGAGACUUUCGUGGUGGUCGUUACUGUGCCCGUGUCAUCAUCACCCGAGAGGCAAGCUUUUUUCGGUCCGUUUUUCAGCCGUGAGAAGUUCGACGAGCCAAAACUUCAAAUACCGGCGCUCAUCCUCGACCGGUGACGAGUUUCGGAACAUCUGCUCGCUCGCUCGAUCAUCGUUUGUGUUCUGGAAGUUCGCUUUGUCAAGAAACUAACUCGUCCAUCAUCCAUCGACUCCUAUCAAUCAAUGGCGGCAAAUCCAGCACCAGACCUUCAAGAGUCGUUGGCCAUGGCCACAAAUCCGAACCAGUCCUUUGCUGGAAGAACCGGAGAUACUCAAGCUCCAGAUAUAGAAUUGGUUGUUCAGAGGCCGAAGGACACGUCGAACAGAUAUCCGAACUCCUCUGCUCCCGACAGUUCGCUUGUCGCAGGUGACCUACACUCCCCUCAACAAGCAUGUAAUGGCCUGCGGUUCUCUGGCGUAUUUGACAUUGCCCGGGCUGUAAAGUUUUUACUUUUCACCCUCGUCGUCUCUGCGGUUUCGGGCGCCGCGCUCCUGAUUUAUGUUGCCCUUGACCAUCCCAGUCCUGUUCUCAUAAUCUCAGCAUCUUUAUUCACCGCGGUGGUAUCUGUUACUCUGUUCUUCCUGAUAGUCGGAUGGACACGCGGCAAUGGCAAAAUGGUGCGCAUUGGUGAGUUACUGGCCUACCUCGAAUUCUAUUUGAUGAUGUUCUUGUUCGUACUUGCGAAGAGGUGCAUUGGUGAACGGUGAGAGCAAGAGGAAGCGGGGUCAGCGUUUGCACAGUAGAUUUUCUUUACUUCGGUCUUUUGUUUUUUCUUACGCUUAGGUUUCAGAAAGUAAUUUUGCUACUUCUAAGGUUUUGUGAAAUUUAGUGGUACUACUGUCAAUUAUUCUAAAAAUUU